Messenger RNA from Dichomitus squalens LYAD-421 SS1, 891 nucleotides. RefSeq lists its product as uncharacterized. Bases 1 to 891 code for a protein of 296 amino acids. NCBI's taxonomy places the organism in Eukaryota, Fungi, Basidiomycota, Agaricomycetes, Polyporales, Polyporaceae. The record is from RefSeq and is a predicted model, not a curated record. The transcript is spliced from 12 exons.
AUGUGCUUCAAUAUCCUUAUCUUGACCGUUCGGACCUUCAGGGUCAUCAAGCCCGGAGGCACAGCGCCAUUUGGAUUCAUAAGAACCCAAGGCUUAAAGGAGCCUUCCCUGUGCGACGACAUGACCUCUUCCCCUGCUUCGUCACCUGCAGGUUUCAUCCCAGAGAUCGCUGUCGACAACACCCUAGGAGCCUGGCUCAUUGGCUUACCAAUACUGGCGCGCAUUUCAGAAAGACCCAAGGCAUCUGAAGACAUGGGUGAGACGAGUUACUAUUACGUAGUCACGCUUUUCUGGGAUCCCGUGUUCGUGUUCACAUCCCCACCAGUCUGGUCUGCGCAGCUUCUACCACUCGGGGGCACCUUCGUCCUCGACGAGAUAUUCAAGGCAGUCAGUGUCUCGGAAGUUUCGUCCCAUUGUGAUUAUGGCGCGCAGAUUCUCCUUGAGCUGUUUGAGUUCUCUUGGCUCAUAACAGCGGGAUCCAUCAUUCAAAUGACUGCAGACGUGACCACCACAGGCUCCCUCAUCUACGUCUUACGCCAUCUUCGGACUGGUUUCAACUCAAGGACGGACUCCAAGCUUGAUCUCCUGAUUGCAUAUGCCUUCAGCACCGUGUCUUUCACGUUCUCAAUGUCAUCGCCUCUGAACUCGCGCAGAGCUCUCGGAAUCAUGGACGAUGAGGAUGGGAGCACAGCAUUUUCCUCGUCCAAUCGGCAAUCUACCGCGCGAUUCACAAAUCCAAGGCUGAGUCGAAGUGCUCGCGGGACAACGUCUCAUCCGCCUAUGGAGCUCAAGAUUUUGCAACGUGCACCUUCCGGGGUGCAUACCGAUAUGGAAAGCUCUGAGAAGCCUUCCAUGACGAUUUCCCCUGAUGAUCUCGUGAAUGUGGCAUGA